AUGACCGAGAUGAAGAAGGAGUUUUCUGCCCUGCAGAAGACCAACAAAGGUCUUCAACUAAAAAUGAAGAAGCUGGAAGAGCAGGCCGAGGCUGCAACUAAGGCGCAACAGAUAGCCGAGGAAAAAGCUGAAUCAGCCGAGGCCAUAAGGAAGGUUGCUGAAGCCGACAAGAUAGAGGCCGAGGAUAGAAAGGCCCAAGCCAAAAAGGAACUGCAGGAGGCCCUGGCCACCAAGGAUGUUGAAAUCAAGGAGGCUGAUGAAAAGGCAUACGCCCAGGGUAUGGCUGACGUUACUGAAGAAUACAAACUUCAGGUCAGAAAACUUGAUCUUCCUACUGAUUCACCCUUCCGCAAUGCCGAUGCUAUCCCUCUUCCCUUCCCACCACCUCCACCUCCAAGUCAACCUGAGGAUGCUUCUGAAUCUGAGGAUAAAGAUGAAGGUGAGGACGAGGAUGAGGCUGAAAUUUUGGUAAGGAAACCCAGGGAGGCUGCUGGGGCUAAGUCUCCUUCUCUGAAUGAGCAGGUCUUGGACCUGACUCAAGAUGAAGAUGGUGAUGCAGUUGCCAAGGAAUUUACCCCGGAGCAGGGUUCGUCCGACGUUCCUCAGGUCAACAAGAGUAUUGACGAAACCCUUGCCGAGAUUGAUGCCGAAAUUGCUGUAGAUAAGGAAGCCGAGGUAUCUCUUCAGGAGACCUCUGAAGUUCAAAUCCAACCAGAUGCUGAUGUUGAAAAGUUUUAA
This is a messenger RNA of Camellia sinensis, 738 nucleotides long. The record is from RefSeq and is a predicted model, not a curated record. NCBI's taxonomy places the organism in Eukaryota, Viridiplantae, Streptophyta, Magnoliopsida, Ericales, Theaceae.